Messenger RNA from Raphanus sativus (radish), 770 nucleotides. Its product is annotated as ubiquitin-conjugating enzyme E2 30-like. Gene Ontology annotation, cellular component: nucleus. The transcript is spliced from 5 exons. Lineage: Eukaryota; Viridiplantae; Streptophyta; Magnoliopsida; Brassicales; Brassicaceae. The record is from RefSeq and is a predicted model, not a curated record. Gene Ontology annotation, molecular function: ubiquitin conjugating enzyme activity. Gene Ontology annotation, biological process: protein polyubiquitination. Bases 97 to 543 code for a protein of 148 amino acids.
UCUUUCGAAACAACCGAGAGAGCCCUUUGAGAUUUCCAAAGAUCAACAAAUUCAAAACCCUAAAGAAAGAAAGAUUCUCUUGAGUGUUUGUAAGGUAUGGCUUCGUAUCGGAUUAACAGGGAGCUUAGGGACAUGCAAAAGGAUCCUCCAGUCUCAUGCAGUGCUGGUCCUGUGGGAGAUGAUAUGUUCCACUGGCAAGCAACUAUAAUGGGUCCAAGUGAUAGCCCAUUCGCGGGAGGUGUGUUUCUUGUUUCCAUUCACUUCCCAACUGAUUACCCCUUCAAGCCACCUAAGGUUUCUUUCCGCACUAAGGUUUAUCACCCCAACAUCAACAGUAAUGGGAGCAUCUGUCUUGACAUUCUCAAAGAGCAGUGGAGCCCUGCACUUUCCUUAUCCAAGGUUCUUCUGUCGAUCUGCUCACUGUUGACAGAUCCAAACCCUGAUGAUCCUCUGGUUCCAGAAAUUGCUCACAUGUACAAGACAGACCGAGCCAAGUACGAGACCACUGCCAGUGUCUGGACCCACAAGUAUGCUAUGGGAUGAGCGAUUAGCAAUAAUGGAUCCUCACGAGUGCAUUGCACUUUGUCUAAGAAGAGGAGAAAUAAGACUGGAAAAAAAAACUUUUAUUAUCUUAAGCUGUGCACAUGAGCUUUUUACUAUGCCUUGUUGAGAUAUUGGAAUGCUUUGAGUGAAAUAAUUGGAAUGCUAGUAUGAAAUGAAUUUCAUGUUCAUUGCUUGGUGGAUUUAACUAUUUUAGUAACAGUGAAAUG